Messenger RNA from Lathyrus sativus (Indian pea), 405 nucleotides. The record is from the annotation of a GenBank genome assembly. NCBI's taxonomy places the organism in Eukaryota, Viridiplantae, Streptophyta, Magnoliopsida, Fabales, Fabaceae.
AUGUCUGAACGGGAUUUGGUUUCUUGGAAUUCUUUGAUUUGUGGGUAUGGCCAAUGUAAGAGGUAUAGAGAGGUUUUGGAUGUUUUUGAAGCAAUGAGGAUGGAUAAUGUGAAGGGUGAUGUUGUGACAAUGGUGAAAGUUGUUUUGGCUUGUUCUGUUUUGGGUGAGUGGAGUGUUGUUGAUGCCAUGAUUGAGUACAUUGAGGAAAAUAAGGUGAAGGUUGGUGUUUAUUUGGGAAAUACGUUAAUUGAUAUGUAUGGACGGUGGGGUAUGGUUGAUCUGGCCCGACGAGUAUUUGAUCGAAUGCAUGAUAGGAAUAUGGUUUCUUGGAAUGCCAUGAUCAUGGGUUAUGGGAAAGCAAGAAACAUGGUUGCUGCAAGGGAGUUGUUUGAUGAUAUGCCAUAG